GAACAAACUAAAAUCAAUCACUCGUCCAACGCCCCAGUAAUCGAAUGGCUGGUGCAAGUUUCGUCCCCUACGUGGUCAGUUUGUUGCUGUCCUUCUCAGCGGCCACCAUCCGGCGGGAUCUUUUCCCGUUGUCCAUCAUUCACAUCAACGACUUCCACGCUCGAUUUGAGGAAACCAACUACGUAGGAACGGUAUGUAAUCGAGAUGCGGGCCACAUUUGCAUUGGUGGAUAUGCCCGAACAGUGGCUGCCGUGAAACACUUGCUGCGUACUAGGAAGAACCCGUUGUAUCUCAAUGCGGGAGAUAACUUUCAAGGAACGUUGUGGUACAACAUGUACCGCUGGAAUGUGACGUCAGCGUUGUUGAAUAUGCUGCCGGCUGAUGCGAUGACUCUCGGAAAUCACGAGUUUGACGAUGGAGUUGCCGGAAUUGUCCCAUUCCUUGAAGCGAUCAACUCUCCGGUUGUGUUGUGUAAUGUCGAUGCAAUCGAGGAACCGGAGUUUGUCAAGUAUGAGAAAUCCAUUGUUAUUGAACGUUCUGGACGUAGAAUUGGAAUCAUAGGAGUCAUACAGCAGAAGACUUCCGCUAUUUCCAACGCUGGCAAGUUACGAUUUCUCGAUGAAGUCUCCAGUGUAAGGGCAGAAGCCCAGGUGUUGAAAGAACGAGGGAUCGAUAUCAUUGUAGUGUUGUCACAUUGUGGAGUGGAAGUGGACAAAGUUAUUGCUGUCGAUGGCGGAGACAAUAUUGAUAUCAUUGUAGGGGGGCAUUCGCAUUCAUUUUUGUACAGUGGGGAAAAUCCAGGUAUUCCUGGAACUGUGCAAGGAUCGUAUCCAACUGUAGUUGUCCAAGCAGGAGGACACCGAGUUCUGAUCGUGCAAGCUGCGGCUUAUACAAAAUUGGUCGGAGAUAUCGUACUCUACUUCGAUGAACAGGGAAUCAUCCAGCGAUGGGAAGGAAAUCCAUAUUAUCUUGGUCCCAAUGUUGUUCCAGAUCCAGAAGUCAACGAAGCCUUACUUCCAUGGAAACUUGCGGUGGAUCAACUUGGUAGUCGCAUUGUUGGUACCACCCUGACAGAUCUGCCUCGACUAGGAUGCAACUACAGUGAAUGUGCGUUGGGAAAUUUGAUAUCUGAUGCUUACGUGGAUUCUUGUAUUUAUAUGGCUGAAACCGGCCAUUGGACGUACGCAUCAAUUGGCCUUGCUAACUCCAAGGGUAUCCGAGUUGGUUUAGCAAAAGGAGAUCUCUCGUACAAAAGCCUCAUCGAAGUGAUACCUUACGAAAAUACGAUCGACAUCAUUGAACUGCGAGGAGUUCACCUACUGCAAGUCCUAGAGUACAGUUUGUCCAGCUCAAACAUCCAGAUCUCAGGUCUACGAGUGGUGUACAACAUAACAGAACCACCUGGCAAUCGGGUAAAGUCUGUCCAAGUCCGAUGCCAAGAUUGCUCGCUCCUCCGUUACUAUCCUUUGCAUACGUUCAAAUAUUAUCGAGUGGCGGUCAACUCACACAUGGCCACCGGUGGUGGGGGAUUCACCAUGUUCGAAGAAUUUGGCCGGAACAAAGUGGUUGGCGAGGUGGAUAUCAACGCCCUAGUGAGGUUCGUCCAAAAACGGUCCCCGCUGCGAUAUGAACUGGAAGGCAGAAUUAUUGUUUUGAAUUGAGUUGGGAAAUACCCGGUCAAGAACCACUUGACCUGCUAGGGUUGCUAUCUCGAAGGUACACGCACGCGACAGGAAUUUGUAAUCCGUCGGAUUGGACAACUGUUGAUUAAUGGGGAAGCCGAAACCACUGUCGAAUGUCCAUUUCAAAAUGUUUAUUGAAGUAUUUUAAGCAUUGAUUAUGAUGGACUAGCGUCACAAGACAAUGAAGGAUUUAUUGCACUUCAA
Messenger RNA from Aedes albopictus (Asian tiger mosquito), 1886 nucleotides. Its product is annotated as apyrase-like. The record is from RefSeq and is a predicted model, not a curated record. Bases 45 to 1661 code for a protein of 538 amino acids. Gene Ontology annotation, biological process: AMP catabolic process. Gene Ontology annotation, molecular function: metal ion binding; 5'-nucleotidase activity; nucleotide binding. The transcript has 3 exons. Gene Ontology annotation, cellular component: plasma membrane. NCBI's taxonomy places the organism in Eukaryota, Metazoa, Arthropoda, Insecta, Diptera, Culicidae.